UGUUGAUGAGGAAGCUUCCUAGAAGAAAUGGAGCAUAUGGCUUCAUGCUAAUUAUCUUUCAUAAUGGUGACAUCACAUGGAAAAGCAUCCAAGGGUUCUCUCAGCCAGCCUCACGGUUCAUGCUGCUGAUCCCGACAUCCUCACCGACUUCAUUACUCCUCCUGGCGUUAAUCCAGAUGCCAAAUUCUUCACCUUUACAGGGUUCAAAGAAGCCAUUACAGGUGGACCAAAUGGUGUUCCCUUCAAGGUGACGAAAGCUACAGAAUCAGAAUUCCCUGCUCUCGCAGGCCAAAGCGUCUCCUUGGCUGUUCUCCAGUAUGAGCCCAGUCCCACCGGAAUCAACCCACCCCAUAUCCAUCCUCGCUCUGCAGAGCUGUUACUUGUCAUACAGGGGGUGGUUAAGGUUGGCUUGAUUGAUUCUGCUAAUGAACUCUACACUCAGACGUUAUAUGCCGGAGAUGCAUUUAUAUUCCCCAAAGGACUUGUUCACUUCCAGGUUAAUGGGGACUCCAAAUACCCUGCAGUUGCUGUUGCAGCUUUUGGCAGUGUUAAUCCUGGAGCCAUUGUUUUACCCAAAAACAUUUUUGGUAGUGGGAUUCCCAACUGGGUGUUGGCCCAAUCCUUUAAAACUGAUGUGGAAACCAUCAGCAAACUUGUUUCAGCUAAUUUGGGUUAA
Messenger RNA from Phalaenopsis equestris, 676 nucleotides. RefSeq names its product putative germin-like protein 9-2. The transcript is spliced from 2 exons. Gene Ontology annotation, cellular component: cell wall. Gene Ontology annotation, molecular function: manganese ion binding. The coding region runs from base 77 to 676 and encodes 199 amino acids. NCBI's taxonomy places the organism in Eukaryota, Viridiplantae, Streptophyta, Magnoliopsida, Asparagales, Orchidaceae. The record is from RefSeq and is a predicted model, not a curated record.